Messenger RNA from Daucus carota subsp. sativus, 1651 nucleotides. RefSeq names its product GABA transporter 1. The record is from RefSeq and is a predicted model, not a curated record. Gene Ontology annotation, molecular function: amino acid transmembrane transporter activity. The transcript is spliced from 7 exons. NCBI's taxonomy places the organism in Eukaryota, Viridiplantae, Streptophyta, Magnoliopsida, Apiales, Apiaceae. Gene Ontology annotation, biological process: amino acid transmembrane transport. Gene Ontology annotation, cellular component: membrane. Bases 117 to 1493 code for a protein of 458 amino acids.
AGUAUAAGACGAUUGUUUUGACUUGCUACUUUUGCUAACUUGUUCUCAUCGCCCUCUUAUUUUGGUUCGUAAAAUCUAGUGAAGAUAACACACACAUGCAACCGUGAGCUAGCAACAUGGGAACCGAAGCUCCAAAUUCCGGUGCAGUGGUCGUAAAUAAGGACAGCACGAACCAGACUGCCCCGCCUGCCAAGCUCGAUGCUGGAGAUUUAUUCGUCCUCAAGUCUCGAGGAUCAUGGUUGCACUGUGGUUACCAUCUGACCACAUCAAUAGUGGCACCAGCGCUUCUUAGCCUACCGUUUGCAUUAGGCUUGUUGGGGUGGGGAGGAGGGGUGGUGUGCCUCAGCUUAUCCGCUCUCGUUACUUUCUAUUCUUACAACCUCUUGUCUUUGGUUCUGGAGGACCAUGCUCGUCGUGGAACCAGACAACUUCAUUUUCGUGCCAUGGCUAAUGAUAUUUUAGGACCAGGAUGGGGAAAGUAUUUUGUAGGACCACUUCAGUUAGGAAUUUGCUAUGGAUGUGUUAUUUCCUGCAUACUUAUUGGAGGCCAGAGCCUUAAGUAUAUAUAUUUGGUGGCUCGCCCAAAUGGAAGUAUGCAGCUCUCUCAUUUUGUUGUUAUAUUUGGAGGAGUAUCAUUAAUCAUGGCUCAAAUGCCAUCUUUCCAUUCCUUGCGGCACAUUAACCUUGUUUCCUUGCUUCUCUGCCUUGCUUAUUGCGCUUGCACUACUGCAGGAUCCAUAUACAUUGGAAAGUCCAGCGAUGCACCACCAAAAAAUUAUAAUAUUAGCGAAGUUGGCAUUAACAGACUCUUCAACAUCUUCAAUGCUAUUUCUAUUAUUGCUACUACAUACGGAAAUGGAAUCAUCCCAGAAAUACAGGCAACUAUGGCUCCACCUAUUCAGGGGAAGAUGUUCAAAGGGCUACUGGUUUGUUAUUCUGUUGUAAUCACAACAUAUUUCAGUGUUGGGAUAUCCGGGUACUGGGCUUUUGGCAAUCAAGUAAUGCCGACAGUUCUUUCAAACUUUACUGACAAUGGAAAAUAUUUGCUCCCGAAGUGGUUUUUAGUGAUCACCAAUAUAUUCGUACUUGUCCAAGUGUCUGCUGUCAGCCUGACAUACUUGCAACCAACAAACGUUGUUUUAGAGCGCCGUUUUGCUGAUCCAAAGAAGGAUGAAUUCUCUACAAGAAAUUUAGUCCCACGACUGAUUUUCAGAUCACUGUCCAUCGUUAUAGCAACCACAGUUGCUGCAAUGUUACCUUUUUUCGGAGAUAUAAUGGCUUUGUUGGGGGCCUUGGGUUUCAUUCCUCUGGACAUGGUUAUGCCAAUGCUUUUCUACAAUGUCACAUUUAAGCCUUCUAAAAGAAGCUUAGUUUUCUGGGGAAACACUAUUAUAGCGGUUGUAGCCACAGUUCUGGCCGUCGUAGGGUCAGUAGCGUCUGUGAGACAAAUAAUUAUAGACGCCAAGAACUAUCGGUUGUUUGCCAAUGUAUAACUAAUUAUAUGAAGCCAGUAACUUUUCUACCGCUAGUUGACAGAAGCACCCGAUUUGUUGGUCCAUUCACAGGGAAUCGUAUAUGUAAGUAAGAGCAAUGUUGUUCGUAUAAGAAAUACUAGUUGAUAUAAUAUCUGUUGAAAAUUUACUUGUCUUUA